Molecule: messenger RNA, 834 nt
Organism: Brassica oleracea var. oleracea
Lineage: Eukaryota; Viridiplantae; Streptophyta; Magnoliopsida; Brassicales; Brassicaceae
Exons: 2
Coding region: 1-834 (277 amino acids)
Biological process (GO): proteolysis
Molecular function (GO): aspartic-type endopeptidase activity; zinc ion binding; nucleic acid binding
Source: RefSeq, a predicted model, not a curated record
AUGGAAGAUGUCACUUGUUUCUCUUGUGGUAUGAAAGGCCAUUAUGCAUCGUCAUGUCCAAACAAGCCAAUCCCUGCGACCCCUCUCGCGAUCCGAGCUCCUCUUAGUUGUCCAGCAAUUGAGCCAGCACCAAAGAAGCAAAACCUAGGAGGAACCAUACAUGUUUCUGGCAAACCCACACAUGUAUUGUUCGACUCGGGGGCAACACAUAGUUUUGUGACCCCUGAAGUAGCUGCCCGGUUUUGGGAUUCUUCUGUGGUUGACAGGAUAAAUGUGGCAGUCUUGACCCCCGCAGACCGAAUCCUUCAAGCAAAUCAGUGUAUCAAGAAUGUUCCAUUGGUCAUUCAAGGCAAAGAGUUUGUGGCAGAUCUGUUAGUCGUGCCUUUGGAAGGGUACGAAAUAAUCCUUGGAAUAGAUUGGUUAUCGAGCUAUGGAGUUCAGAUCGACUGUGGAAGGGGAAUGAUGUUGUUUGGCAGAAGUAAACGACCAGAGAUGGUAUACUAUGGAAUCAGUCCUAGUAUGACCGUGUCUUUGGUAGCAACAAUGAGAGUACAAGAUUUUUUUCAAGACGGGGAAGUGUAUUUGGCAACUUUAUCGGUUAGUGGAGGAGCCACUAAUGUUGAAGUUAAGGUCGAAGGCAUAAAAGUGGUCCAUGAGUUUGAGGAUAUCUUUGCACCGCUAAAGGAAUUACCUCCACCUCAGAGUAAUCUCUUUACCGUUACUUUGGCGCCUGAAGCAAAACCUAUAGCUAAGGCACCGUAUCGGAUGACACCUGCAGAGUUGGCUGAGCUCAAGAAACAGUUGGAGGAUCUUUUGGAAAAGGGAUUCUUCUGA